AAAGCCUGUGGGGGCAGCGGGGGUCCACUAUAAAUCACAGGCUGACCUGAACAGCAGCGGAUUACAGAGACCAGAGAAGUUCAGAGAUUCUACCUGGAACAGAUUAAUAAACCGUCUGACUGUGAAACAUGGCCAAGGUUUUCAAGAAGACCAGCGGCAGCAGCCAGCUGACUCUGCUCCUGGGGAAGAGAGAUUAUGUUGAUCAUGUGGACAAAGUGGACAUUGUUGAGGGUGUGGUGAAGAUUGACCCCUCUGAACUCGGCGACAGGAAAGUCUGGGUGCAGCUGUGCUGCGCGUUCCGUUACGGCCGUGAUGAUCUGGACGUUAUCGGCCUGUCCUUCAGGAAGGACAUCUGGAUCCAUCACAUCCAGCUUUAUCCCGACGCCGGAUACAAGCCCACCCUGACAGAAAUGCACGAGACGCUGCUGAAGAAAUCGGGAGAGCAGAGCUACCCCUUCACCUUCGAGAUCCCCACCAACCUGCCCUGCUCAAUCACUCUCCAGCCUGGACCAGACGAUAAGGGCAAGCCCUGCGGAGUGGACUUUGAGGUGAAGACUUACAUGGCCAAAGCAGCUGAGGAUCCAGACGAGAAAAUCGAGAAAAAGGACACCGCCCGGCUCGUCAUCCGCAAAAUCCAGUUCGCUCCCGACAACACCGGAUCUGGACAGAAGGCUGAAAUCUGCAAGAGCUUCAUGAUGUCUGACAAACCUGUUCUCCUGGAAGCUUCUCUGGAUAAAGAUAUUUAUUACCAUGGAGAGGCCGUCCCUAUUAAAAUUAAGGUCAAGAACGACACCAACAAAGUGGUGAAGAAAAUUAGAAUUACUGUUGACCAGACCACAGAUGUGAUUCUGUACUCCGCGGAUAAAUACACCAAGAACAUUCUGACCGAAGAGUUCAAUGAGACGGUGGAGGCGAAUGCAUCAUUUGAGAAGACCCUGCCCAUCACCCCCGUACUGGCCACCAACAAAGAGAAACGCGGCCUUGCACUGGAUGGACGACUGAAGGAGGAGGACACUAACCUGGCCUCCACCACUAUUAUGCGGCCUGGAAUGGAUAAGGAAGUUCUGGGAAUUCUGGUGACAUACAAAAUCAAAGUGAACCUCAUGGUGUCCGGCGGAGGCCUGUUGGGAGGCCUAACAGCCAGUGAUGUAACAGUGGAGCUGCCUCUGACUCUGAUGCACCCCAAACCCACAGAGUGAAUCCUCUGCACAUCACCAAGUUGAGUAGAUCCUUUGUUUAGUUUCCCUCAGAAGACACACAACAAGACACAGCAGGAGAACUGGAAGAACAUGUGAUCCUCCAGAAGGUUCUAAAGGAACAGCAGACCAAACAGCACGAUACCUCAGCACACCUGCACCGCCGAAAUGCGAGCAGUGGAAUGUCACUCUGCUUCAGUUUUAGCUUUAACAGAAAGUGGGUGCCUUCAGUCACUCAGCUGGAGCAGAGUAGAAUAACUGCACUCCUGUGGAAAAGCAUCACACCUUGCGCACUUCAGACACACUCACGCUUCAGACAUUCGCGCUUCAGACAUUCACGCUUCAGACACACUCGCGCCUCAGACACACUCACACUUCAGACACACUCGCGCUUCAGACACACUCACACUUCAGACACUCGCGCCUCAGACACACUCGCGCUUCAGACACACUCGCGCUUCAGACACACUCACACUUCAGACACACUCACACUUCAGACACACUCGCGCCUCAGACACACUCGCGCCUCAGACACACUCACACUUCAGACACACUCACACUUCAGACACUCGCGCCUCAGACACACUCACAUUUCAGACACACUCGCGCCUCAGACACACUCGCGCUUCAGACACACUCGCGCCUCAGACACACUCACACUUCAGACACACUCGCGCCUCAGACACACUCGCGCUUCAGACACACUCGCGCCUCAGACACACUCACACUUCAGACACACUCACACUUCAGACACUCUACAUGCUACAUGCUACAUCCAUCUUCUAGCCUGAUUAGCGCAGCUGUGCUACGUUUCCACAGUGUUUGCCGUCCCUUCAACUUACGUAACCUAAACUACACCACAGCCUGUUUGUCUGAAAGGCCCAGUUUUCUCACUGUAGCACAAUUAGCUUCCUCUCCUAAUGGAAAUUGUUCUUUUGUCUUUGUUUGUUGACUGAUUUUUUGAACGUGCCGUGUGAUCAUUGUUUAGUCGUGUGUUUAGUGAAACCCCUCAGUGAUCAAACUCACACCAACAUGUGAUUUUAUUGUUUGUUUUAUCACAAUGUCACAGGACCAAACUGGAAAACAUGUAAUAAAAAAAAUAAAACUCUGAAACACA
Messenger RNA from Pygocentrus nattereri (red-bellied piranha), 2313 nucleotides. It is a transcript of the gene arr3a, whose product is annotated as arrestin 3a, retinal (X-arrestin). The transcript is spliced from 16 exons. Gene Ontology annotation, biological process: visual perception; G protein-coupled receptor internalization; signal transduction. The record is from RefSeq and is a predicted model, not a curated record. Lineage: Eukaryota; Metazoa; Chordata; Actinopteri; Characiformes; Serrasalmidae. The coding region runs from base 129 to 1199 and encodes 356 amino acids. Gene Ontology annotation, molecular function: G protein-coupled receptor binding.